Pieris rapae (cabbage white) is the source of this 2940-nucleotide messenger RNA. RefSeq names its product fukutin-related protein. The transcript has 6 exons. Gene Ontology annotation, biological process: protein O-linked glycosylation via mannose. The coding region runs from base 152 to 1654 and encodes 500 amino acids. Gene Ontology annotation, cellular component: Golgi apparatus. The record is from RefSeq and is a predicted model, not a curated record. NCBI's taxonomy places the organism in Eukaryota, Metazoa, Arthropoda, Insecta, Lepidoptera, Pieridae.
AUCUAUGAUCAUUGAUCAAAUUUAUUUACAAAUAUUAAAUAAAAAUACAAGAAAAUUAAAUUCAAGAAGCAGUUAAAAAAAUUUAUGAAUAAAUUAAUAGUAUGCGUAAUUAUAAGCGCAGUAAAGGAAUCUGGAAUACUAAAGAUUCAGUAUGAAAAUAAUUUUACAUCGAUUGCUUCGAGGUCGUCUUUCUUUAAAAGUUUAUGUUUUUAUAAUCUCUUUUAUUGUGUUAUGUGGUUAUAUUUUACCACAUUACAAAUUUUAUCCGAUAGCUCCCGUAACUGUAGCUCCAGCACUGAACAGUCAUACAAGGGUUACUAAACAUUUAUCAAAAUUAGUAACUCUUGUUUUUCGUCAGUUUGAGGAGCUUGAAAACGAUGUUGCCGAAAGUGUUGCAUCUUUUAUGGGGGCAUAUCCUAAUAUGCAAAUUUUGAUUUUAAAUCAAAGUCCACAAUAUCCACCGUAUCAAUUUUCGACAUCAAACAAUACAUUACGUAAUGUGAAAAUAGUAUCGUUGGACCUUAAACUCGACUCUUCUCCUAACGAGUUAAAGCCUCUAUCACACAUUUCUACUGAGUACGUGCUAUUCGUACCUGAUUCGACACGUGUAACGCGCCGUGUACUUCAGCAAUUACUAUUGGCUGCUACAAGCGCUCCAACUCAAGGCACAGCUGUAGGUGUUGGUGGUUCCCGCUUAGUUUGUCAGCAAGUGAAAUGGAACUAUGUAGAUUGGACCCUGCAGUAUAGCAAAGAUGCUUCUGGAAAGAUAUGUGAUGCAGUGCAAGGACAGCAUGCUGUUAUAUUUAAGACUUCAAUAUUACACACACUCCCUGAUCCAUUUUUGUUUCCUUUUCCUGAGUCACUGUAUCUGCAGACUGCAGUGAGAAAAAUUAAAAUACAAAUAAUUGAUGGCAAAUUCAGUUCUGGAAGAAGCGUAUUAAAAACUCCUAUAUCAAAGCAAAAAGCAUCAAAACGGCAACGAGAAUAUAGAAUAGCACUUUAUAAACAGCUGGGUGUCAAAGCAGUUGUACGAGAUGAUGGCAGAGUUCAGUGGUAUGGUUGUAAAAGAGAAACUCAGCGAUGUUUUCCGCCUGUACAAGGUACACCAUCCUAUAUACUUGCCGGCCGAAAUAUUCCUCCUUGUUGUAGAAGAAAUAUACGAAGAACAGCAGCUCAUGUCCUAAGAGCAUUAUUACAAGCCGGAGCUAGAUGUUGGCUUGAGACCACUUCACUACUUGGUGCAGUAGUACGGGGAGAUCUCUUACCAUGGGCGGAAUAUGCAGAAAUCGGCAUACACUCGGCCGACUUGCCAAGAGUUUCUUGGCUCCAACGUGGAGGUGCAGACAAUGAUGGCUUUGUAUGGGAACGUGCGACAAAAGGGCAUUACUAUAGAGUGGCUUAUUCGGCUACAAAUAGAGUUUACGUUCUGAUACUUCCCUUUACGCCAAAGAAUGGUACUAUGUGGCCAGCUGACUGGGUGAUGGCUCAUCAGAGAGAGUUCCCUGAAAGACACUUGCACCCGCUUGCUCAGAUUCAAUUCGCAGGUCGGCAAUCUCCAGCACCAAACGACGCACGCGCAUUUCUUGAUCUCAAAUUAGGCGCCAAUUCUCUGGAGAGAAGCCAGAAAAUUGGCCCUAAACUUCUUUAUCCGUAAUUUUGAUGGUAUGCUUUAUUAAGAUUUCGCUGGUCAUGUCCACAUAUUUUAGGGACGACACCGCUUUUUAUAUUUUCGUAUGUAUGUUAAUUUUGACAUGUGUUUGUCCUAAUUUUGUGGUACAAAUAAAAAAAAAGGUUGCUUCGCAAUACUUGAUACCAAAAAUUUCCAAAUUGACAUUUAUGCUUUUUAGCACGUUUAUUUAGUAUGUGAUAUUAUAUAAGUUAGAAAACAAGAUGGACACUAAUAAUAUUAAUACAGUCGGUUAUUUACCAGCCCUGUUACUCUGUAACACCAACAAUGUGAAUUUUUAAUAAAAUAAUUACUUAAUCUUGUCUGGUAUGGGCACUCUGUAAUCAAGCUUUCAUGACAUCAAGCAAUGGAGAUGUGGGGAAGACAAGAGGUAUAAUUAGAAAAUUUUGAAUUGCAUAUAAAAGUCACUAACGCAAAUAUUAAUAAUACUCUUAAAGACAAUGUUGCCAUUCAAAUGUGAUGAUUACCAAGCAUUUGUUUUAUUAUGUUUUUAAUGUUUAAGGCAAAAACCAAAUAAUAUUUUAAUUACAUUAAUUUUUUGAAAAUGUUUCAAUAUGUUCUUUAGGUAACAUAUAAAACUUAGGUUUUCAUUAGGUAUAAGAUACAACUGAACUUUACAUUUAAUAUUUAUACCAUUGUGUUUUAGUUUAAAAUAUAGGAUUGUGUGUAAUUAUUUAUUAUUUAGAUAAUAUUAUUGUUCAAGGUUGUAAAGAUCUCUAUCUAGUCAAGUUUAAAUGAUAUUAAGGCCAUUUAAUGGUGAUGUUUUGUUUGUUAGAGUUUAAUAAUUUAAAUGUACCGCACAAUUAUGUCAUAGACAAUAGUAGUGCUCUAUGCCUGGUGAUAGGUGUCAACUAGAAUAGAAUCCAGUUUGUCUUUACUGUGUAGAAUUGAUCACAGAUGUCAAAAAACAGUACAUCAUUAUUUUUAUUAGAUUCUGUAAUCAUAUAUAUUUACUAAUAUGUAGUAAAUUAUAAGCGACAAAGCGGUAGCAUUGUUUUAGUUACAAUUUUUUAUAACCGGAAAGGAACUUCUUUUAAUUUUAUGUACAAUGUAAAAAAAAUAUAUUAACAUAUUUUACGUGUUACACAUGUAAUCAGAUCUAAUAAUAUAAGUUUGUGGCACUGUUGACAAUAAAUAGUCGGCUCUUUUAUUUAAUAUCAACCUGUAUAAGCAAUAAUUUUGUGAUUUACCAACUGUAUAAAUAGCUUUAAAAUGCUUCGCUGAAUGGCUUAAAAUAAAUAAAAAUAAUCAUA